This is a messenger RNA of Penicillium pulvis, 891 nucleotides long. Its product is annotated as 2,3-butanediol dehydrogenase. Gene Ontology annotation, molecular function: zinc ion binding; (R,R)-butanediol dehydrogenase activity. Gene Ontology annotation, biological process: butanediol biosynthetic process. The transcript has 3 exons. The record is from RefSeq and is a predicted model, not a curated record. Gene Ontology annotation, cellular component: cytoplasm. Bases 1 to 891 code for a protein of 296 amino acids. NCBI's taxonomy places the organism in Eukaryota, Fungi, Ascomycota, Eurotiomycetes, Eurotiales, Aspergillaceae.
AUGGGCCAUGAGUUUGGUGGCAUUAUCGAAGAAGUUGGCGACGGUGUAACACAUCUCUCCCCGGGCCAGCGUGCCGUCGUGCGCCCUACUAUUUUCGACGGAACAUGUUCUGCCUGUAAGCAAGGUCAGGAACACUGCUGCGAGUAUAUUGGAUUCAUUGGAUUAAGCGAGAGUGAUAAUCUGAUGGCUUUUCCCAGGCUACGGGGGGGCUUGUCCAAAAAGAUCGUCGCACCAGCCGGUCACUUCUACCCCAUCACAAACAACAUAUCCCUCGAAGCUGCAGCCCUUAUAGAACCACUCGCCGUCGCCUGGCACGCAGUUAGCUUGUCGCCGUUCAAAUCAGGCGAUAACGUCCUGCUCGUUGGAGGCGGACCUAUUGGGGUCAGCGUCGUGCAGGUCCUCAAGCUGCAAGGAGCGAAGAACAUUAUAGUGUCUGAAUUAAUGGAUAACCGCCAACGCCUCUGCAGGAAGUACGGCGCAACGCAUAUUUUAGAUCCACGAGAGGGCGACAUUGCGCAAGGCGUGCGUGAGAUCACGGGUGGUGUCGGUGCAGAUGUUAUUUUCGACGCUGCGGGUGUGGAGAAGGCAUUGGUCGGAGCUAUACCCGCUUGUCGGGUGCAAGGUACUAUUGUUAACAUUGCUGUUUGGGAGAAACCGCCUUCCAUUCCAGUAAAUCAGCUGAUGUACAAAGAGCUUCGGUACGUGGGAGCGGCGCUGUAUGACGAAACGUCGUUUUUGGAUACGAUCCGCGCGGUGAAUGACGGCCAACUUAGACCUGAAGACAUGAUUACCUCGCGCAUUACGCUUGAUGAAGUUGUGGAGAAAGGCUUCAAGACAUUACUUGAGCAUAAGGACGAGCACUGUAAGAUACUGGUAGACGUGCAGGCUUAA